CGCUCGUUCACCGCAGCCAUCGCUCCUCCGGUCCGCCGCAGUCUGUCAUGGUUCGCCGAGAUGCGGGUGCGGAAGCCAGCCUUCUUCCGAAGGUCAUAGAGACUGGCGUGGUCGCAAACAGGACGUCAGGGAACCCACGGCGGUGGGGGCACCGGAGUGUUAGCUCACGCAAGGGAACUUGCUUGACACGUACUGGUAGCUUCACGCAGCACUCCAACAACAACAUCCCCGGAAACCAAACAAGUGUUCAGCAAGCUAGCUAGCCCGUGCAAAAAGGGGCCAAGCUUUUCUGUCAGAAACUUUACUCGACUCUCUCAUGCUUUGGGGAACACUAUGUUGGGGAAGAACUUCUAUUCCUGGACUGAUUGAAACAGAUCGUGCCGUAAGAAGCCAUCCAACUUAGAAACGGAUGCACGCGAUCUUUUGCGCUUGCCAAAGAUGUGCAACGAGAGAAUAAGCUCCCUGUGUGUUGGCUGCGUGGCCAUGCUUCUGCAAAAUCAACGUGACAAGAGUCGAAAAAGGCAUCAAACGAUGCAAGUCACGCAAGUCUGAUGACUGUAAAUGCCUGCGACCGGCCCGCCCUGUACAUUGUCAAGAGAAGUCUUGUACGGCUCCACGAUGCAAGGUCUUUAUCUGUCACUUGCAGCUGCACGCUGCUGUGGCUGUCACUGCAAAAGCUGCAAAAGGAGGGCAUGGAGAGAGUGAGCCCCGUUCAGUUGGCGUCUCUUGCAAACGCUCAUGGCAUGACUUUGCUGUUGCAAAGGACCAAAAACCUAGACCCACAACUCCGCAUGAGCUUCGCUGAAAGAUCCAGGGUUGAGGUCUUCUGGUUUCCCAGUGGCACUUUCUACCCCAUGGCACGGGGACUUUCCCCGCAGCAUCUGGGGAGCAAGCUCCCUGUGUGUUGGCUGUGUGGCCACGCUUCUCCUGCCCUCCAAGCAGCAAACUCAGCUUGACUGUCAAGUCUUGAACUGCUUCAAGAUAUUAGUUUCUUUUCUACUUGAGGAGUACCCUGCGCCCAAUGCAAGAGGACCUGAAGCGAGAGCUCUUGUUGCCUCCCACUGUUUGGCGGGGGUUUGCCACCACAAGCUGCCGAGAAACACUGCAUUUCCCCAUGAGAAUUGCUGCCAUUUCUACUUGCUCUUAUC
This is a messenger RNA of Durusdinium trenchii, 1148 nucleotides long. NCBI's taxonomy places the organism in Eukaryota, Dinophyceae, Suessiales, Symbiodiniaceae. The record is from the annotation of a GenBank genome assembly.